GUCCCUUCGCCACUACCAGGCAUAUAUGUUGUAAAUUUCCGGUUAUAUAGACAUAUAGGCCACAACAGCUGUUCAAUUGCGAAGACUAGCCUGCAACUCCAACGUAUGCAACGGUGUAGAUCAAGUGUGGCGGCAAAUGAAUACCCCGGAUUUAACUACCUGGUCCCAUCCAGACGGCAUGGAUCAAUACGGCGCGGUUGCUAACAGGGUAGCCUUGUUCCAAUUAGGGCUGGAUUACGACUUCUCUGCCGCAGACUUUAAUGAUCCCUUUGAAUUCAACGCUUCAGGCUCUCAGUUCCCGCCGAUAGACUUUCCAGCCCCCGCAACGUCUUCAACGGACUCUCGGCCACGACCCAAGACUCGUGUCUCUCUGGCAUGCAUUCCAUGCCGUAGCCGUCAUACUAAAUGUGAUGCAAUUUCUCCGGCGUGCACACAGUGCAUCGGAAGUGGCAAAACGUGCGUCUACGCCGAGUCGAGGCGAGGGCGCGGCAAGCUGGCCAUCUUGGAGCAACGCCAGAUUUCAUCGAAUGGAGGAACGCAGGUGGAGAGCGAGGAGCGGCAGUCUAGGUCCGCGAGUGGCGCGAACUCGACUACGCAUUCUAUGGAUUCCACGAGCAGCAGCUUCUAUUUGAGGACGAGUCCGAUCGAUCUCUCUCCUGUUGGUACUGCCAAUGAAACCACAGCGGGGUGCAUAUCAGAGCCAGAAAACUCAUCCAAACUCUUGGAUUUGUAUUACGCCUUCUUCCAUGAUGCUCAUCCCUAUGUCCUUCCUCAAAAGUUUUUGAAUCAGCGGUUACAGACCGACAGCGACUCCCUGCAGCAUGUUCUGCCAGUACUGGAGUUUAUCGGGUCGCUCUUCGACCAAGGCUCCGAUAGGAGCUCCAUGCAGGAACGGGCGGAGAGUCCAUUACUAAUAGAUUCUCUGCCUGCCAAUGGCUUUUCCGUUCAGGCUCUUUUAACCUUUGCGAUUGCGGUGCACUCCUGUGAUGAAUUCACAAAUGCACGUGUUAUACUCGAUCGUGCAAUCCGCAUAGCUCUUAGCAUCAAUAUGAACUCGGAGGCCUUUGCAACUUCGAAUGGAGAGGGUAGUGCUGUACUGGCUGAAAGUUGGAGGAGGACAUGGUGGUUUUUAUUUCUGACUGAUAGCAUCUUUGCUGGUAUUCGGAACUGCCCAUCGUUCGCAUUGCAGGACAUCAAAUCAGAUGUCAAUCUGCCCUGUGAGGAUGCCGAUUAUAACGCAGGGAACAUACCACGACCCUACACUUUGGAAGAGUACAAUUCCCGUGAAUUUGCCGGAGAGGAACUCAAAUUUUCUUCUUGCGCCUACUUAGUCGAUCUGGGCUACAUCGCUGGCUCGAUCCUGGCAUUGGGGACGGAACCUCAGGGUACCUUCGAGCCUGCUGUCAUCAGUGCUGAUGCGAAACUGAUGAAUUGGUUCAUGUACCUCCCAAAAGAGAAGCAGCUCGUUGUCGAAGAUCCUGGGAAGGUUGAUGAGGUUAUGUUUCAUGCCAUUAUGCUUUAUAACACGCUUAAGGUCUAUCUUCAUCGGCCGCGGUCCCAGCUGGCUUAUGGCUCUGUCGAACGUAACUCUCGAUGUGCACAUCCACCAUCGGAGAAACUGGUAGAAGAGGAGCAACGAGCCUUUGACUUCCACACCACGAAAGUGCUCGAAGCCGCAGAAGCAGGCACUGGACUAUUUACCUUACCAAGCUCAUUUACUACGCACUCGCCUCUGGCUAUAUGCGGUUUGACAUUAUUGAUACUAGCUCAAAUGUCGGCUUGCCGCUUCAAAUUGAAGGGCGCCGAAUAUAAAGCGGCAAGAGAUCGCGUCAGGUUGGGUCUAGGUGCCAUCAAAGUAUUAGGAAAGGUAUGGCCCAUUGGUCAUGUAACGGUGGGAGAAAUACAAACUAUCGCUCGCGACGUACUGUCCUUGCAGAGGCCAGGCGACGAUGGAACGAUAGCUAACAAUUCGAAUGGCUCGACUGGCUCAGAUGGCAGCCUUGAAGUUGUCAUGACUUAAAGCCAAUGUGCGGCGAUGAACUCAAACCUCCCAGCGUGCGAUGGCGAGGUGCAAGGGUACGCGACCUCGUAAUACUCAAGGGGGACGUUCCAACGACACUGUACGAAGUUUUGCUUCUCAUAUCUUACCACAAAUUUAUCUAAUGAUUCACACUUCCUUGGCGCACAGUAAACUGCACUUUUGCUGCCGCUCAACGCGAUGUGAUAUAUUUUUCCGGAAAUCGGACCAACGAGCGACGACGACAACGACCCAAUCACAAGAAGUUCACGACAAACCGCUGAGUACUAUCUUUAAUAAAUUUUCAUUCAGUAUGUCGUCGGUUUUGGUAUUCAACUCAUCCACAUCCCAGCUUUCCCACAGCAUUCUCCCACGGACAGAGUUGGAUUCGGCACUGGCUGGCCACACGGAGAAACCCGCCAGGACAUCAACUGUGUUAAGGAUAUAAGUCAGCGUUGGAACACAAAAUACCAUAACGAAAGCAUAACAAAACAUCUUUACCUAUGUCCUGCUGUGGGAUCUUGCUCUUCGCCUUGGUCGAUGUGAACACCUCCUAAAUCCGCGUCUGGUCAGCCGCGCCAGCGGAAUAGUAGCACGCCUCGCAUCCGAGGUUAAUGUUCUCGCCUGUAACGGCGCCAAUUGCGCUCUCGCUGAGGCUGGUGAUGGUGACGGCUCUCGCACCUGAUUUGGCAAAUGCGAGCACGGUUUCUUGCCCUAUGCCGCGCCCGCCGCCGGAGACAAUGACCACAUUUCCAUUACCUCAUAGCUCAAGGCUGGAAGAGUCGAUAGGUGUGUAGACAUCAUGAUGGGUUAUAUGUGUCCAAGAGGGGAAGCUCAUGGUUAUAGUAGUCUGUGGGGCAUGUGGUAGGGAUUGCGGUAGUUGUGAUAUGGUUGGGUGCAGUUAGUUACUUGGGGUCUAUUUAAUAUCUAGUACGACCCCUGUUUAUCUUCUAUAUAUCUUCUAUUAUAUGGAUAAUUCAUAUUUUGAUCUGGCGAUGUAUUAUAAAUCUGGGCCACUUGCCUUUCCAUCCGCCAACUCUUUGCCUUCAAGUAUCAAUGGUAAGUAUGUUAUAAGAUCGUCGGCAAUGCUCUGGCAAUGCCCGGCCUAAAGGCUAUUCCCCGCCCAUCUAAUACCCGAGCUUUAGGGCCAUGGAUCAAAUUUCUUUCUCUCGUCUUUAG
Messenger RNA from Pseudogymnoascus verrucosus, 3196 nucleotides. RefSeq lists its product as uncharacterized. The record is from RefSeq and is a predicted model, not a curated record. Lineage: Eukaryota; Fungi; Ascomycota; Leotiomycetes; Thelebolales; Thelebolaceae. Gene Ontology annotation, molecular function: DNA binding; zinc ion binding; DNA-binding transcription factor activity, RNA polymerase II-specific. Gene Ontology annotation, biological process: DNA-templated transcription; regulation of DNA-templated transcription. The coding region runs from base 137 to 2020 and encodes 627 amino acids. The transcript is spliced from 3 exons.